UCGAUGUAUCGCCACUGCUGUCUUACUCCUUUGUUUUUAGUCUCUGCUUUCCUGCUUUCCAUUCGUGGUUGUACCAUCAUUGUCGUAGAUACAUCAUACGGUAUUCUUGAUACAUUCACACACCACGACGCGUUCACUAAUUCAUUAAUUCAUUCGCGAUUUUUGCGAGAACUUCGCCCGUCGUUUGAUUCGACACUCCCAACAUUCGUUCGCAUGUGAAAUUUACUUUCGACGGAUAAAAAACGCGAGAAAUACGGAGCGGGCGCAAUUCGGUUUCGGACUCGCGCUAAUGCGAUGUGUGACUUAGGUGAUUACAAAAAGGGUGAGGAAUGAAGAGGGGGACCGCGCCAUCAAUGUUUUCGCUGUAAGCGUGUCGGCGAGCUUCGAGCAAAGCCGAAUGCAAAGAAUCUAUCGCGGCAAUAAAUUACCGAAUCCAUUUACGUUCCGUAAAACAGAUAUUUCACUAUUCACUAAUCCAUUAACUCAUUUACAUGCGUAUAGCUGGAACUUUUAAAAUUCCGCGCAAUGUCCCGAUGGAUAGGUUAUCUUGACGCUGUUUACAAAUACACAUCGAAAACAUCGCGUUAAUCGCGAUCGCGCGAAUUAAUAGAUGCACUGGACUGAUCGUCCGUUGUUUAAUUCGGCAUUCGCGAUAUUCGUUCACACACGAAUUCAUUCGAGACGGAUAAGCAAGAUGCGAAGCGAUCGCGGUGUGACUGCGGCAACGGGUGGUGCUCGACGUGAACGUGGCUAUCAUUAAUUUGUGUGACGUCACGUUCAUCACGGUUAGUUUCAUACGAUUACGCGGCAAUAUCUCAAUAUUUCAAGUAAACGGCGUCACUUGCCUCGAUGAACUCGUUGCGGUGAUCCCUCGACGCCUCUCGUCGAUGUUCCUCGAUAUUGCGGAUGAUGAGUGGCACACGCGUUGCUCGUCGAAUCAGCGAAUAACGCGAAACACGCACAAGAGACGCGUAUCGGAAAAUGGAGAUUCGCGACCGAGCGCGAAACGACGAGCUUCGAUUUCGAAACGCCGUGAAACACGCUGAAUGCGAUCGCGCGGACAUAUUAAUACUUCGAGACAAUUUCCCGUUGAAUUCGAUACUUCCGACACUCGUUUGUACGCAAAAUUUGCCCGGAACGUGUAAAGAAAACACAAAGACGCGGAGCAAUCACGAUUCGACUGCAACGAGACGUUCAGCGCGCGAACUACUUUUCACCAAACUACUGUGACGUCACACCGUACGACUAAUUUCAUGCGAUACGUGGCGAUAUCUAUCUCCAGCAAACACCAUCAUCUACCUCUACAAAUCCGCUGCAAUCUUCCAACGCUUCCCUGAAUGGUCCUUGAUGUUUUUGAUGCUCAAUGGCACGAACGAGAUCGAGUGCGAAGGCGCGGAUUGCGUCGAUAUGGAAUAUAGCGACCUCGAUGAAACAGAUAUCGAAACGGUGCUCGACAGUCAUAAUUUUUAUCGCACCGUCAUAGCGAGCGGCAAGGAGAAUCGCGGAAAUCCCGGGCCGCAGCCUGCCGCGAGGACCAUGAUGGAAUUGAUCUGGGACGACGAACUCGCCGUUAUAGCGCGUCGAUGGGCGUUGCAGUGCAAGCUCUUCGAGAAGGAUCAGUGCCGAGACGUUGAACGAUUUGGAGUAUGGCAGAAUAUAAACGUGCUCGACAUGGACAGCGUGGAAAGCGGUAUGAGUAGGGAAAGAAUUCACUUUCAUAUUACAUCGUGGUACGACGAGGUGGAAGACUUCGACAACGCGGAAGUCGGACUGGUGAACUACUCCACCGCGGCGUGGCAACUCUCCUCUUACAUCCCCCUCGCAUCGGCGACGUUCAUUUACGUUGGUUGCGGCCGCGCGAUUUACACGCUCGACUUGAACAAGACCGCGGCGAGUUACCAGCAUCGUGACGCAGUCACGCUCGAUGGGUUUGGGAAUCGGGUCGAGGUACUCGUGUGUAAUUACGGACCCGUCGAUCGCACCGCACCCCGGCAGCUAUACGAGCUUGGCCAGCCGGGCCUGUGCCCGUCCGGGACCCUGCCCAGCGGCCGUUACCAGUUCCUUUGCAGAACAAUCCGAAUGGCGUCGUAGCAGAUCACCGAAGGUAUACCAUCGCCCCAUCAUCGCGGAAAUGUCAAAAUAACUAGAACCCGUGUAGAGGAAAAUAGAACGAAUAACUAGGUAAAGUUCCAUUCUCGCUUUUAUAAUUGGUGGUGUUGGGAUUAACGACGUUAAUUGGUAUAAAUAUAAUAAUCGGUGACGUCACGUUUUAAACAAGCAGUAUAAAUUUUACGACGUAAAAUAAAUUAAUGCAUUUUCAUAUAUCUCCAUUAAUCAUAAGUAUUUAAUAAUGAUCGUAAUUUGAUAAACGCCUCGAAAUUAAAUUAAAUCUAUUAAGUCCAUUCGCCGUGUUUCGCUGCGGAUACGGAAUACAAGUUAUAUAUAAUGGCGUAGUACGCCGUUCUGGAUAUAAAUUAAUACAAAGUUCGAUGAAUUAUAACUGUUCGAUAAAAUGUUGAAAAUAUUUUAACGCCAGGCUAGCGAGAAAAACAGUAUUAUCAAAGUAGAGUUAUUUUGUAUUCUUGUUCAAACGCAUGUAAUUCUCGUAUGAUCACAUGUAAAACAGUAUAAAUCGUGACCUAUUAAACGAACCGUGCACAAUAUAUAUGCGCGCAGUUUUUAUGACAAAACUUCUGCGUUAAAAUAGGCAGCGGCGCGGGAUGCCAAUACUCUUGUGCAUACUCGCCGAAAAAAAAUUGUGGCAACCUGUUUGCGGUUGACCAUACGUGAACGACAAGUACUCGUGCGUUUUGUAAAAAGUGAAUGCCCUAUCGCCGCUUGCGUUGCUUUUCCAUGCUUCGAUAUUCAACCGUUCUGGGUUAUUUCUAGCAUAUAUUCACUGGAAAAAAGCAAACUUGA
Messenger RNA from Linepithema humile (Argentine ant), 2919 nucleotides. NCBI's taxonomy places the organism in Eukaryota, Metazoa, Arthropoda, Insecta, Hymenoptera, Formicidae. The record is from RefSeq and is a predicted model, not a curated record.